Molecule: messenger RNA, 1650 nt
Organism: Paecilomyces variotii
Lineage: Eukaryota; Fungi; Ascomycota; Eurotiomycetes; Eurotiales; Thermoascaceae
Product: putative acetyl-CoA--deacetylcephalosporin C acetyltransferase precursor
Exons: 3
Coding region: 207-1532 (441 amino acids)
Biological process (GO): L-homoserine metabolic process
Molecular function (GO): homoserine O-acetyltransferase activity
Source: RefSeq, a predicted model, not a curated record
ACGGGCUUUGCAAGGCGAAUCAGCAAACGCCGAAUGAACAGCCCAGUAUUACGUAUCGCUAAUUGUUCCAUUCUAUACAAACUGUUAACAAUGGGGAUAUUCGCCCUUGUACAACAUGAAAUAAAACAUAAGAAAUAUGCAGUGGAAGGUAUUCUGCCAUCCACGCAAUCACCCAUCUACGACGUUGCUCUUAGAAGACAGCUAUUAUGGCUAUCGCACUUGACUACAAACCAGAGCAGCAAAAUCCUUUUACAGAGCUCAUCUCUGGUCAGCGCAUCGCACUGAUCCCGUCUUUAACACUUGAGUCCGGGCAUGUGCUGAAGUCGUGCCAGGUGGCCUACAAGACCUGGGGCCAGCUCAAUUCCACCCGUGACAAUGUGCUGGUAAUCUGUCACGCAUUAUCUGGGAGCAGUGAUGUUGCAGAUUGGUGGGCGCCUCUCAUGGGCCCAGGGAAAGCCUUCGACUAUACCCGGUUCUUUAUUUUUUGCGGAAAUGCGCUCGGAUCGCCAUAUGGAAGCUCAUCGCCCUUGACAAUAAAUGUUGACACUGGACUGCCAUAUGGCCCUGAAUUCCCACCCACCAGCAUUAGGGAUGAUGUAAUAGCCCAGAAGUUAGUUCUCGAUGCAUUGGGCGUUUCGUCCGUCGCUGCAGUGAUUGGAGGGUCCAUGGGAGGCAUGACAACGAUCGAGUGGCCUCUCUGUACGCCGCCCGGCUUCGUUAGGACAAUUAUCCCUAUUGGAACCUCAGUUGCUCAGAGCGCUUGGGGGAUUUCAUGGUCUGAGGUCCAGAGGAGAUGUAUUCGCUCAGAUCCUCUGUUCCGUGACGGUUACUAUGAACCAAACCAGCAGCCGACAUCCGGUCUUGCGACAGCGCGCAUGGUGGCUAUGUUAACCUACCGUUCAGGGGAGAGUUUCGAGAAGCGAUUUGGCAGAAAACCGUCCAGCCAAACUAAGUGUUUAACACCACCUGCAGAGCCAGCAGCAUGUAACGGCUCAUCAUCUAAACUGCCAGUGAAACCACCAUCACCGGCCUUGGGCAACUCGACUAUGAGGCAGUUUUCUGCACAGGAAUAUCUCGACUACCAAGGAGCCAAGUUUCUGCGUCGUUUUGACGCAAACUGCUAUUUACACUUGAUCCAUAAAAUGGAUAUGCACGAUAUUCGGCGUGGUCGAGUCCCUGAAGACUGUCAUCUCUGUUCGAAUGGCGAGGGAACGCUUCCAGACAACAUCACGGCCAAAGUACUGUCCCGCGUACCGCCGCAUGCCUUGGUCAUUGGCAUCGAUUCUGAUGUUCUUUUUCUCCCUGACCAACAAUACCACCUGGCCGCUUGCCUUCCAGACGCCACCUUGACGAUGCUCAAGUCGUCGGACGGACACGAUGCAUUUCUGCUUGAGUUCGAACAGUUGAAUCAUCUGAUUAUUGACAGGCUGAAAUGGUUAUUUCCAGCCAUGUACGAAGGAUUCACGGAGAGAGUAGCUGAGGUUGACAUGCCCAAUUCGACGAAUAAAAUCAGUGUGGGUGAGCUGGACUGAUGGAGACGGCCCAGAAUUCGAAUACUGUGUGCAUAUACCUAGGCAGAUGAACAUCGUACCACACAUGGGUUAGGACUUUAAUAAGAAAUGGAUUGUGUGACAUUGGUUCCACCGCACC